GCAUCACUUCAAACACCUGGAUUGUUUCUCCAGUUCCUUCGCCUGUUUUGUCAUUUGGGUCUCCCUACCCGACGGGUCGAAUCCUUCUGUCGCACCGAGCAUACCGCCGCGCCCUAACCGUACACCACCGAUCCUCCUCGCUCCCAAAGGGAGACAUCGCGAAGACACACCAACCUCCCCUCCACCCUCCGUCAUCAUUGCCAUGGCCUAGAUAUAGUUUUCGACUGCUUCUCCCCUAAGCAUACUGGAGCCCUGCGCUAUGGCUUCCCAGGACUCGCCCCAUGCCACGUUCAAGUUUCCCGCCUUCCAGCCAGAUCUUCUCCCCACGCAUGAAGAGGAGCCGCUGGGUAUCAGCUCGUCCCGCACAGCCAGUCCCAGUCGCGCGCCGCCGAACGGAAGUGCUUUGCCCGACCGCUGGCAGCCGCGCAAGGAGCCGAGAUAUGGAUACAUGAAUGGGUCUGCGCAUUCUACUGCCGGAAGGCAUGGAAGACAGAAGAGCCUUGGUGAGGCCAUCAGGACGAUACGGACACGGAAAGCAAGCGUCAGUCAGAAUGCGCACGAGAUUGCAGAUGCGCUGAAGGCGCCCCUUUCCCCGACACUCAUUGUACUCUGCGGCGUCUGGUACAUGACCUCCAUAUCCUCGAACACCUCUUCAAAAGCAAUCCUCACCGCCCUCCCUAAGCCUGUAACGCUUACAAUCGUACAAUUCGCCUUUGUCUCGGGGUGGUGUUUGUUUCUGGCUGCUCUUGCUCGGAGAUACCCCCGCCUUAAGCACGUCAUGCCCUUUCUGAAAUACGGCAUCCGGCCUCCCACACGAGAACUCAUCAUGACCACGCUCCCACUAGCCUUCUUCCAAGUUGGAGGACAUAUUCUGAGCUCCGACGCCACCCGCCGAAUACCUGUAUCACUCGUCCACACCAUCAAGGGCCUCUCCCCCCUCAUGACCGUCGCCGCAUACCGAAUCUUCUUCAAAAUCGAGUACUCAAUCCCCACCUACCUUUCCCUCAUCCCUCUCACUCUAGGCGUCAUCCUCGCUUGCUCCGCCGACUUCUCCGCCAACUUCAUGGGCCUCGUCAUGGCCUUCGCCUCCGCCGUCCUCUUCGUCACCCAAAACAUCGUCUCCAAGCAAAUCUUCAACGACGCAGCCGAGGCGGAAAAGGGAGGCCUCCCCCCAACCCGCUUCACCAAACCCGACAAACUGAAUCUCCUCUGUUACUCCUCCGGCCUCGCCUUCCUCUUCACCCUCCCCCUCUGGCUCUGGUCCGAAGGCUUCGGCCUCAUCAGCGACUUCCUCAACGACGCCUCCAUCUCCCUCUCCGACAAACCCGGCGCCUACGACCACGGCCGUCUCGUCCUCGAGUUCCUCUUCAACGGCACCUUCCACUUUGGCCAAAACAUCGUCGCCUUCGUGCUCCUCAGCAUGGUCAGCCCCGUCACCUACUCGGUCGCGAGUCUCAUUAAGCGCGUCUUCGUCAUCGUCUUCGCGAUCAUCUGGUUCGGGAAACCGAUGACGAAUGUGCAGCUGGUGGGCUUCUUCCUGACGUUUGCGGGCUUGUAUCUUUAUGAUAGGACGAGCGAUGCGGCGAAGGCGGAUAGGCGGGCCAGGUUGGCGCAGAGGAAGGGUCAGGGAACGUUGUUGCCGGUUUCUACGCAGGAUAGGUUUCCUAGGCAGAACGGGUUUGUGACGAGUCCUGUGCCGAUGGGAACGGGCGCGUAUCCGAUUGCCACGGGUGCGAGUGGGAAUGGGAAGGUGGUGGAGCCGAGGGAGGAGAAGAGAAAUGAUGGCGAUGCCAGUGGCGGGGGUAGUAAGAAUCCCUCCUCUGGGUGGAUGAUGCCGGGUACGAAGCAGGAGGAGACGUGGAGGCCGAAUGGGGCCUUGGGAAGGGGUCCGCCAGGUGCGGUGGGCGUUUCGUAUGGGUAAUUCUUGUGUGUAUUAUAUUCUUCCUUUCUCUUUACUCUCUUAUUUACUUGGUAGAUUUUGGAAAACAUGUAGGUGGUGCUGGUGAUGAUGAUGAGGGUACUAUAUAACUAUAGAUGCAUGGUAUAGAUUGAGGAGAGGGAUAUAAGGUCUUCAUGAGCCGACAACACAGGGACGCUGGACGAGCAGUCGACAAUCGAUGUCUGAGAAACAUAUAUAGUUAUAUGCAAAUCUUAUGUGCUGAUGGGAC
Messenger RNA from Westerdykella ornata, 2168 nucleotides. RefSeq names its product TPT-domain-containing protein. Gene Ontology annotation, molecular function: phosphoenolpyruvate transmembrane transporter activity; antiporter activity. Lineage: Eukaryota; Fungi; Ascomycota; Dothideomycetes; Pleosporales; Sporormiaceae. Gene Ontology annotation, biological process: phosphoenolpyruvate transmembrane import into Golgi lumen. Gene Ontology annotation, cellular component: Golgi apparatus; endoplasmic reticulum. The coding region runs from base 260 to 1921 and encodes 553 amino acids. The record is from RefSeq and is a predicted model, not a curated record. The transcript is spliced from 2 exons.